Messenger RNA from Chara braunii, 2995 nucleotides. Lineage: Eukaryota; Viridiplantae; Streptophyta; Charophyceae; Charales; Characeae. The record is from the annotation of a GenBank genome assembly.
AUGAGAUAAAUUAUAUAUUUUAUGUGUUUUAUUGUUUGUUUUUAUUUUUAACUAGGAUUCCUGAUGAAAAAAACCGUGCCCUGAGCCGGUAUAUAUAUAUAUAUUUUUUUAGUUUCUAAUUUGAAGGGCGAGCGAUCGAGGAGGAUCAGCGCCAAUGGGAGGCUGCUUCAGCACUGUACGAGACACAGCCCCUGCAGGCCUCAAGCGGCAAUUAAGUAUAGAAACAGAUAAGAACGAGGCGCAAGAGGCCACUUGCUUUCUGCGAGCACAAGAUAGCAAAGUGACACUGAUUGAUUUGUCGAUUAGUGCAUCGGGAAUUGUAAAUUUAGACACUUUUUCGAAGAGUGAUCCGAUUGCUGUUCUGCGGGAAAAGCAAGUGAACGGAGCAUGGCGAGAAGUAGGGCGGACUGAGGUCAUUGCCAACACCACAGAACCAAGGUUUGUAAAGAUGAUUAGAAUUAUCUACAUGUUUUCGCGGGUUCAAGUUCUGCAGAUCCAGCUGUAUGAUGUGGACACUGAUAUCUCGGAUCAGCAGUCGACUAAUGAGCUGUGUCUCCAGGAGCAAGACUACAUUGGGGAGAUGGAGUUCUGUGUGUCAGAGCUAUUCGAAAAAGGUUUAUCGUUGACAAAACCAAUACAAAACAAAAGGUUCCCAAGGCGUGCUAAGGGAACAAUCACUGUGUCACGUCAGACACAGUGCCACGUCAGAGACAGUGCCACGUCAGCAGUGCCAGGUCAGCAGUGCCAUGUCAGACACAGUGCCACGUCAGACACAGUGCCACGUCAGCAGUGCCCCGACACCAUGACGGGCGCAGCUCUGGGCAUGUCAGGCCAACUGGCCAAUGAGUCCAUUGCCGACUACAAAAAGCGCUUCCAGGCUCAGCUCGCUGCAAUCGAGGCUGAGGAACAACGCCAGCUGGCAGUCAAGGCUGCCCAGCUACAGGCUGAAGAAGCGGCAACAGCAGAGAAGCUGCGGCUACAGGCCGAAGCAGACGCAGAUACCCAGGCUCGCCGCAAGGAAGCCCAGGAUCUGCUGCUGCGGCAUGAAGCCAACAGCAUCGACAGACUCAAGUUCUGGCACUUUGAACCGAACGGCGACGAACCAACACCGGAAGAGAAGCAUAAGGAGUUCAUGGCCAAGCUCGUGACCAGGCUGGUUUACACAUGUAACCACCUGCAGUCCGAGCUGGCAAACCUUCAGUGGGCUGUGCGGAACCAUAAGACUCAGCAUGAGGAUGCCACACGGGCACUGGACGCCCCUGUACUGGACCUGGAACAGGCUGUACCAGGACCAGCUGCUGGGGCUUCCAGUAGUGCAUCCUCUAGCCGCCAACUGGAGGAACGCGUUGACCACGUAGUGGCAAUGCUAGGAGACAUAAGUGCCUUCACAGAGCCGGCCACCAUCAGCCAGCGGUUCGACUCGGCAAGGCCAUACAAGAUGCCAACGUUCCGGAUCGAGAAAUUUGAUGACUACACACAUCAAGACCUGGUCGUCUGGUGGCAAGGAUUUACAACGGAGUUGGGGAUCCACGAGGUCCCUGACCAUCUGGUCAUCAGUGCUCUGUUCAUCAACACCAAGGGAGGAUGUCAGAUCUGGCUCAACCACAUGGCAACCAUCCACGGCGUCCAGGUUUCAGACCUACACAAGAAGGUCUCCUGGGCGGAUAUGGCAAAGGAAUGGAAGAAGCGGUUCAUAGUGGAUGACGCACCCGCGCUCGCCAUCAACCGCAUCUUCACGAUGGCUCAAGGGAGCACACCGACACGUGACUGGCUCACGGAUUGGCAGAAGAUCGUGGCCACGCCCGAUCUGGACUUGCCAUUUCCGCAUCUGCGCCGUGAGUUCUACAACAGGUCAUGCGCCGCUCUGAGCCUCGCACUUGGUGAUCGCGAGCAGUACCACACUUUCGCAAAGAUCAUCAACAAGGCGAGAGAGAUCAUCAAGACCAACAGGUCAGCUGCACACGAGAAAUCAACAUGGCAGCCGACCUAUGUGGAGAAGGCACGAACUGGUCCGCGACAGCAACACUUCGCUGCAGUCCAGCAGGACAGUGGAGAUAACCCAGCAGCCACUCCAGCAUCAAGUGACGGAGAUCAGGUGGCUGUUGUCCAUCCACGAAGCAACAACAAGUCCCGCAACAAUGGGAAGGCGAAAUCCGCAUCGCAGGCCGGAAAUGGACAGCUAGUACAAGUUCCAUGGGUCAAGUUCGGCUUGACCGAGGCGGAGUACAAAGUCCGCGACCGCUACGGCAGCUGCUAUUGGUGCAACAACACCAAGCACAAGACCUCCCUGUGCCACGAUCAGGGCAAGGAGGAUAUCAUAACAGGGCGCCCAUCCUCCUUCCACGUCAGCUAUCAGAUAUCGAGGAUGGCGCAGAACUUCCUCACCUUCAUGGAGACAGCAGCAGAUUACAUGUGUGGUCACCAGGUAAGUCCAGAGGAUGUGAAUGGCCAGAAUGACACCGUCAAACUUCGGCUACGAGCGGAAGGAUUGACGAAACGAGACUUCUUUUAUGAUGCAGACCCUUUUAUGGUGAUCUCAAGAAUGUCAGAAGACAAUGUCUAUACACCUGUCUUCAAAACGGAGGUUGCAAGAAAAACAGUGUCCCCAGCUUGGAAUGAGAUUGUCGUAUCUGUUCAGCAGAUAUGUAAUGGCGACUUCAUUAGACCUCUCAAGCUGGAGUGCUUUGAUUGGUUCACUAAUGGUAGCCAUUCUCUGAUUGGCGAGUGUGUGUGCUCGAUGCAAGAACUAAAGGAUAAAUUUGAAAGAAGAGAGCCAAUUGUGCUUAUGCAUCCAGCCAGUCGAGGGGGGGCCUCUGGACGUUUGCAUGUGGAUCGCUACACUAUUGAGCCGUACCACAGUUUUCUGGACUACGUCACGGCUCUGAUGGAGGAAGCACCCAAGGCUCCAGCGCCUCCGCCCCAGCAGCUGAUGGAGUGAGAUCUUCUGUAACAGGCAUCCGCAGUCAAACAGCAGGAAUGAAAUGGUCUUUGGGUC